Ustilaginoidea virens is the source of this 1584-nucleotide messenger RNA. RefSeq lists its product as uncharacterized. Gene Ontology annotation, biological process: glycolytic process. The transcript has 2 exons. The record is from RefSeq and is a predicted model, not a curated record. NCBI's taxonomy places the organism in Eukaryota, Fungi, Ascomycota, Sordariomycetes, Hypocreales, Clavicipitaceae. Gene Ontology annotation, molecular function: potassium ion binding; magnesium ion binding; pyruvate kinase activity. Bases 1 to 1584 code for a protein of 527 amino acids. Gene Ontology annotation, cellular component: cytoplasm.
AUGGCUGCUACUCAGCAGGACCACCUCAACACUGGCGGGAGAGUCGCAUGGCUUGCUUCUCUCGAUACUUCUUACAGCCCUGAGCACAACUAUCGUCGUUCAUCCAUUAUCUGCACCAUUGGUCCCAAAACCAACUCAGUCGAAGCGAUCAACAAGCUUCGCGAUGCUGGUCUCAACGUUGUUCGGAUGAACUUCUCCCAUGGGUCAUACGAUUACCACCAAUCUGUUAUCGACAACACGCGCAAGGCUGUCGAGUGCCACAAUGGUCGGCCAGUUGCUAUUGCUCUCGAUACGAAGGGUCCCGAGAUUCGCACUGGCAACACAGCAAACGAUGAAGACAUCCCCAUCGCUGCUGGCGAAGUGAUGAACUUCACUACGGAUGAGAAAUUUGCCACCAGUUGCAACACUAAGAAUAUGUAUGUCGACUACAAGAACAUUACCAAGGUUAUUGAACCUGGCCGUGUUAUCUACGUUGAUGAUGGUGUCCUGGCUUUCGAUGUUCUGAGCAUCAAGGACGACAAGACCAUCGAGGUUCGGGCCAGAAAUAAUGGUUUCAUCUCUUCUCGAAAGGGCGUCAACCUUCCCAACACAGAUGUCGACCUUCCUGCCCUGUCCGAAAAGGACAAAGCCGACCUGAGAUUUGGCGUUAAGAACAACGUAGACAUGGUCUUCGCUUCGUUUAUCCGUCGAGCACAAGAUAUAAAGGAUAUUCGUGCAGUUCUGGGAGAGGAGGGCAAGCAGAUACAGAUUAUCGCCAAGAUCGAGAACCGUCAAGGGCUCAACAACUUCAGGGAGAUCCUGGAGGAGACUGAUGGCGUCAUGGUGGCUAGAGGUGAUUUGGGUAUCGAAAUCCCGGCCGCUGAGGUAUUUGCUGCGCAGAAAAAACUCAUUGCCAUGUGCAACAUUGCCGGAAAACCAGUCAUUUGCGCUACCCAGAUGCUGGAGUCCAUGAUUAAGAACCCUCGGCCCACUCGCGCUGAAAUCAGCGACGUUGGGAACGCGGUCACUGACGGAGCAGACUGUGUUAUGCUGUCUGGUGAGACUGCAAAAGGAAGCUACCCUUGCGAGGCCGUUCAAGAAAUGCACGAGGCAUGCCUUAAGGCCGAGAAUUCUAUCCCCUAUGUUUCUCAAUUUGAGGAGAUGUGUAACCUUGCGCAGCGACCAGUCAAGAUCGCUGAAUCUUGCGCCAUGGCUGCGGUGCGAGCUUCUCUUGAUUUGGCUGCUGGGGGUAUCAUAGUAUUGUCUACUUCAGGCGAAUCCGCCAGGCUACUUUCCAAGUACCGCCCAGUCUGCCCCAUCUUCAUGGUUACCCGAAAUGCCACGACAUCUCGCUUCAGUCACCUAUUUCGCGGAGUUUACCCAUUCUUAUUUCCGGAAGCUAAGCCUGACUUUAACCAAGUUAAUUGGCAGGAAGAUGUCGACAAGCGUAUCAAGUGGGCUGUCAAUAAGGCACUGGAGCUUAAUGUUCUGACCGCUGGAGAUACUGUCGUUGUUGUACAGGGCUGGAAGGGAGGUAUGGGCAACACCAAUACUCUGCGAAUUGUGCGAGCCGAUCCAGACCAUCUGGGCAUUGGACAGGCCUGA